Molecule: messenger RNA, 1524 nt
Organism: Vicia faba (fava bean)
Lineage: Eukaryota; Viridiplantae; Streptophyta; Magnoliopsida; Fabales; Fabaceae
Source: the annotation of a GenBank genome assembly
AUGGGACAAAAGCAUUUUGCUGUGGUGUUCUGUUUGUGGGCUUUAACAUGUUCCCUGCUUGCUUCUUUCUCCGUCGGAAUGAUGAGAGUUGGUUUGCAGAAGAGACCUCUCGAUCUUCAUAGUAUUAAUGCUUUUAGAAGAGAACAACAACUUAGAUCAGGAAGACCAAUGAUGAGUGCACAUGAUCGGUACAUUGGUAAGUCAAACGAUGAAGCUGAAAUACCUUUGAAAGAUUAUAUGAACGCUCAAUAUUUCGGUGAGAUUGGAAUUGGCACGCCGCCACAAACCUUUACCGUCAUAUUUGAUACCGGUAGUUCCAACCUUUGGGUUCCAUCAUCCAAAUGUUACUUUUCCCUUGCCUGCUAUACCCAUAAUUGGUACAAGGCAAAGAAAUCCAAGACAUAUAACCAAAACGGAACAUCGUGUAAAAUAAGCUAUGGAACUGGAUCAAUAUCUGGUUACUUCAGUCAAGAUCAUGUUAAAGUUGGCAGUUCUAUUGUCAAGAAUCAGGACUUUAUUGAGGCUACCCGAGAAGGAAGUCUUACUUUUCUGGCAGGAAAGUUUGAUGGAAUAUUUGGACUCGGCUUUCAGGAGAUCUCGGUUGCAAGUGCUUUGCCAGUAUGGUACAAUAUGGUGGAACAAAAUCUUAUCAGCGAGAAGGUGUUCUCUUUCUGGCUCAACGGGAAUCCUAAUGCUAAAAAGGGCGGUGAGUUAAUUUUUGGUGGUGUUGACCCUAAGCAUUUCAAAGGAAAACACACUUAUGUUCCGGUUACUGAAAAAGGUUACUGGCAGAUUGAAAUAGGAGACUUUUUCAUUGGAGGCUCGUCAACAGGUGUUUGUGAAGGUGGCUGUGCUGCUAUUGUGGACUCAGGAACAUCUUUGCUUGCUGGUCCAACUCCUGUUGUGGCUGAAAUCAACCACGCUAUUGGAGCUGAAGGUGUUCUGAGUGUAGAAUGUAAGACAGUUGUUUCUCAAUAUGGAGAGUUGAUAUGGGAUCUCCUAGUAUCAGGGGUAAAACCUAGUGACAUAUGUUCACAAGUUGGUUUAUGUACUAUUCGCCGGGAUCAAUCUAUGAGUGCUGGAAUUGAGAUGGUGACUGAAAAGGAACAUAGCGAGUUGUCGGUAAAAGAUACUCCUCUAUGUUCUUCUUGUCAGAUGCUUGUUCUCUGGAUUCAGAAUCAACUUAAACAAAAGGCGAACAAGGAGAGAGUCUUCAACUAUGUGAAUCAACUGUGUGAGAGUCUUCCAAGUCCAUCCGGAGAAUCGGUGAUAAGCUGUAACGAUAUCUCUAAGAUGCCAAACAUUUCAUUCACUAUCGGAGACAAACCCUUCGUCCUCACACCAGAACAGUAUAUUCUAAGAACCGGAGAAGGCAUUACCGAGGUCUGUCUUAGCGGGUUUAUUGCGUUCGAUAUUCCUCCUCCAAAGGGUCCACUCUGGAUUCUUGGUGAUGUUUUCAUGAGGGCAUAUCACACUGUUUUCGACUACGGAAAUCUCCAAGUUGGUUUUGCUGAAGCUGCCUAG